AUGUAUGACAGGAGCGAGAGAGUGCAUAUGUAUGCGUGUGAAUAUGUUUUAUGGAAAUGUGUUCUUUCUUUUUUCGUCAUCUUUUCUUUCUUUCUUUACUUGCUAUCCCUUACUCUUUCCUUCUUUCUUUCUUUACUUCUCAUCCAUUAUUCUUUCUUUCUUUUUUUGCGAUUAUUUUUUUACAUUUUUUUCUUUCCUUUUUUUCUCUUUCUUCUUUUUCGCUUCCAUUUUCCCCUUCGUUUUUCGUUUCCUUUUUCUUUCCUUUAUUCCUUAACUUUUUUUUCUUUGUUUUUUCUUCGAUUCCUUCUUUUUCUUUUUUCUUCCCAUUUUUCUUUUUCUUUCAAUAUUAUAACUGAUUCCCUAUUCAUUUUUCUGACUGAUUUUAUGUGCCUUCGUUUUAAUCGCGAUUAUGGCGAAAUUUUUUUCUUAUCCUCUCCUUGUCUGUCUGUUUGUCUAUCUGUCUACCUUCCCAACUCGCUCCUUCUCUUUGGUGUUCUGCACUUCCUUUUCAGCUUUUUUUCUUUUAUCCACCACACACGUUUUUUAACUUCUUUCUUUGUAAAAUCUUUCUUUCUUUGUAAAAUCUUUCUUUGUACACUCUUUCUUUCUUUCUUUCUUUCUUUAUUUAUUUAUUUGGGCAUCUGGUUUUCGAAAAGGUUUUCAUCGUCGCUGCCCGUCAACCGUAGAUGCAAGGUUCGUUAA
Acanthosepion pharaonis is the source of this 702-nucleotide messenger RNA. The record is from the annotation of a GenBank genome assembly. Lineage: Eukaryota; Metazoa; Mollusca; Cephalopoda; Sepiida; Sepiidae.